AAAAUGCCCAGGGACAGAAUCGGAUUUAUUUUGUUCUGGGAGAGCUUCUCACCCACAGGAUCUCUCCCUUGGGAGACGGAGUGACAGUCUGUUGGGUUUUAGCCUCUAAUCCAGCAGACUCCUGACUGUCGUUUGGGAGCCUUGUUUGUGUCACUUUUGUCUGGCGCUAUAGGCCAGUGGAGAAAUGCACGUUCCUGUUAAAGGUUUGGUGUUCUAGAACCUGCACGGUCAAAGCAGGAUUCUUGUAAACUGCAUCAGAUUGAGCAUUUCCACUGAGGCUGCCCCGACCCGCGGAUGGAUUUUUCCACAUCACGUUGAGUGUUAGUAAACUGAGGUACGGGAAGCCUGAGAAAAUGUCAGAGGGCAUCUACUUGAUAAUAUCAAAGCUGGUAACUGAACCCUGGACAAUUCAACUACAGUGCUUGUUUUGAUCCAUGUGCCUUGAGGUACCAUUUUCCCACCUGUGACUAGUUGGCAAAUAGAGGAUGCCCAGUUAAAUUUGAAUUUCAGAAAAACAACGAUAAUUCUGGACAAUGAAUCGUGUCCCAAAUGUUGUAUGGCACAUACUUAACACUGAAACAUUAGCCAUUAUUUACCUGAAAUCCAGUCUUCCAACUCUAUCUAAGGAGGAGGUGUUUACACCAAGGAAGCAAAGAAAACAUUUUGAUUAGCUUGAGCUUUGGUCCCAAACCCCAAAUUAGAAUUCAAAUCACGGGGUUGGCCUUAGGGCAGAACUCCUUUUUCCUAUCCCAGAACCAGUCUAGAAUAAUAACUCUCAAACCUGCCUGGAGGCCAGCAUCUUUUGGUAACUUUAAUAAUGCACAUGGCUGGGCCUAGCCUGUUUGAGAUUUAGUGCGCUUAGGGUGGGAUGCAGACACUUGUAUUUUCUAAUGAGCUUCCCAGUGUUUUCUUUUCUCAUCCUCUUCUUCUUUCCCCAUCUUGUUUUAUAGUCUAGCUAUUCAUGAUUUGCCUACAGAGCGGUGACUGGGAAUCACUGUUCUGAAAUCCUGACUGUAAGUGAUAGUUUACCAUUUCUAGCAAGUCCGAGGAGCCAGCCUGGAAUACACCCUCCACAUGGGAGGAAGAGUGGAUAAAGAGGCCAAAAGUAUGAGAAAGAGUUUCCUUACGAUGCCCAGGCUGUCAUCUAGGCCUUAUUGGGUUGGGUUUGCAGCCUCCAGUCUGGACAACAUAGGUGAGAAAGAAGAUUUUUCAGAGAGAGAUUGAGAGGGAGAAUUGAGAGAAAGAGCCAUAUGAGGGCAAGCCUCCCACUGGGACACAGACCCUGGCACAAGGACAGGAUAGAUCACACCUUACAUGCACAGAGACUGUUUCCCUCUUUGAAAUCUUCACCACUACAGACCGUGGUCCAAACAGUGCUCAGGAACUGACAUUAAAAUGUUUUCCCUGGAGGUGGAGAAAAAGUGAAAAUGGGGUUGGAAAGAGCACAGGCUUCCUCUGCAAUGUGGCUGCACUCCAAGAAGGUAUUGGAACUAUUGGGACUUGAUCAAGAUAAAAAGUUUCUGCAUAGUGAAGGAAAUAAUCAACAAAACUAAAAGGUAACCUAUGGUAUUAGAGAAGAUAUUUGCAAGUGACAUAUCUAAUACAGGGUUAGUAUCCAAAAUCUGUAAAACAACUUAACAAACUCAACACUCAGGAAGUGAAUAAUCCAAUUAAAAAAUGGACAGAAGACAUGAAUAGACAUUUUUCCAAAGAAGACAUUCAGAUGGCCAACGCAUACAUGAAAAGAUGCUCAACAUCACUCAUCAUUAGGGAAACACAAAUAAAAAUCACAAUGAGAUAUCACCUCACAUCUGUCAAAAUGGCUAAAUCAUCAACACAAGAAACAACAGGUGUUGACAAGGAUGUGGAGAAAAGGGAGCCCUCUUGAACUGUUGGUAAGAAUGCACACUGGUGCAGCCACUCUGGACAACAGUAUGGAGAUUCCUCAAAAAGGUCAAACUAGAACUACUUCACUAUCCAAAAAUUUUACUGCUAGGUAUUUCCCUGAAGAAUACAAAGGGAUACAUGCACCCUGAUGUUUAUAGCAGCAUUAUCUACAAUAGCCAAGAUAUGGAAAUAACCAACUGAUGAAUGGAUAAAGAUGUGGUGUGUGUGUGUGCAUGUGUGUGUGUGCAUGUGUGUGUGUGUAAUAUUAUUCAGCCAUAAAAAAGAAUGAAAUCUUGCCAUUUGUAAUGACAUGGGUAGAGUUGGAGAGUAUUAUUACACUAAAUUGAAAUAUGUCAGUCAGAGAAAGACAAAUAGCUUUCCACAAACAUGGAAUUUAAGAAACAAAACAAAUGAGAAAAGGUAAAAAGACAGAGAGAGAGAGAGAGAGAUAAACCAAGAGACUUUUAACUAAAGAGAACAAGCUGAUGCUUAACCAGAGAGGAGGUAGGUGGGAGGAUGGGUUAAAUGGACAAUGGAGACUAAAGAGGGCACUUGCUGUGAUGAGCGCCAAGUGAUGUAUGGAAGUGUGAAAUCACUAUUUUGUACACCUGAAACUAAUAUUACACUGUAUGUUAACUAACUGGAAUUUGAAUAAAAACAACAGCAACCACACACACAAAAAAACAAAUAGAAAUGUCCAAGGGCACGUCUCAGAAAUUAAGUUCCGUUUCACAGAAUUGUUCUGUUAUUUAACUAUUCUGUUAUUUAUACAUACAUACUCCUACAUUUUAUUAUAUGUGUGUCUAUACAUGCACAUGUUAUAAAAUAUAUUUCUUUUUAUCAAGCCUGGUCAAAAUGUUUGAAAAACACUGCCCUAAGCGUAAAUAUCCAUCACUUUGAGAACGCACAGAGCAGGCCAGAGGGAAUAGGACCCGAAGAAGAUACAUUUUGAGAAGCAAGAAUCUAUAAGAACAAUCUGGAGCAUAGGCUGCUGCUCAGAGAAAGUUAACAUCAGUAGAUUUCGAAGGAGUUUUGGCAAGUGGGAAGGUAGCGACGGGAGAGGACCGAAAUUCACCUAAGGGGAGAAGGUAAACAAAAAAGUUGUAUGUGGUUCAUUGCUUAUUUUUCUUACUUCCCUAGAAAGCCCUGGAAAGGAUCGCUGCUGACACGUAGGCCACGCCUGUGGUAGUCUUUAUCCUGUCCCUAAUGCCUUUUUUCUCUUCUUGCAGACCAGAGGGCCAAGUGUGGGCGCCUGUCAGGGAUGUCAGGACUUGUGUGAGGGUUAAGGUACACCCAGGAAACCAGCUUUGCAGCCUUGCAUGGUACAUCAAUCGUUUGGCCACAGACCGUGACCCCGGUUGUUCAUGGUUGAGUCCAUGGUAAGGAGGGAGACCAGCUGAAGAUGGAAUUCCACAUGCUCUGGCUCAUCUCUUUCUUCACACUCACCGAUGGCUGGGAAGGCUUCCUGGGGAGAAAUGAAGGCAUGAAAACAAAAAGAGGACUCACUGUGAAUAAGAAAAAGCAUCCAGGCUCAGUCCAGGAAUAUGAGCUGCUGCUUCAGGUGGCCUACAGAGAUUCCAAGGAGAAGAGACACUUGAAGAAUUUUCUGAAGCUUUUGAACCCUCCAUUGUUAUGGUUACAUGAACCAAUGAAGAUUAUCAGAGCAAAGGCCACCACAUACUGUGGGCGCCAGAAUGGGGUCCUGCAGUGUUCCUGUGAGGACGGCUAUUCCUGGUUCCCUCCCUCAUGCCUUGAUCCCCAGAAAUGCUACCUUCACACGGCCGGAGCCCUCCAGAGCUGUGACUGUCAUCUCAACAACCUCAGCCAGAGCCUCAGUUUCUGUGAGAGAGCAAAGGUUUGGGGCACUUUCAAAAUCAAUGAACAAUUUACCAAAGACCUUUUGAAUUCAUCUUCUCCUUCAUAUUCCAAGUAUACAACUGGAAUUGAAAUUCAACUUAAAGAAGCACUCAAAAGAAUUCAAGAUUUUGAGUCGGUUCAUGUCACCCAAUUUCGUCAUUAUAGGGAUGGAAGCAUCAUUGCUGGGUUUGAAGUUGUGGGUUCCAGCAGCACAUCUGAGCUGCUGUCAGCCAUCGAACAGGUGGCUGAGAAGGUGAAGGCAGGCCUUCGCAAGCUGUUCCCACUAGAAGACGGCUCUUUCAGAGUAUUUGGAAAAGCCCAGUGUAACAGCAUUGUCUUUGGAUUUGGGUCCGGGAAUGACGAGUACACUCUUCCCUGUAGCAGCGACUACACUGGAAACAUUACAGCCAGGUGCCAGCCCUCUGGGUGGCAGGUCCUCAGGGAGACAUGUGUACACUCUCAGCUGGACAAACUGAAGAAGAAUUUCAGUGUGAUCGCAGGCAAUGCCACUGAGGCAGCUGUGUCAUCCUUGGUGAGAAAUCUUUCAGUCGUCAUUCGGCAAAACCCAUCAACUACAGCUGGCAAUCUGGCUUCAGUGGUGUCCAUUCUGGACAACGUCUUGUCUCUGUCACUGUCAAGUCAUUUCAAGGUGUCCAAUUCAACCAUGGAGGAUGUCAUCAGUAUUGCUGACCACAUCCUUAAUUCAGCAUCAGUAACCAACUGGACGGUGUUACUGCGGGAAGAACAGGAUGCCAGCUCACGAUUACUGGAGACACUGGAAAACAUCAGCAGCCUCGUACCUUCGACAGCUCUGCCCCUGAGUUUCUCUCGGGAAUUCAUUCACUGGAGAGGGAUUCCAGGGUCCCAAAGCCAACCUGAGAUGGGUUACAGCUAUGAGGCUAAAAUACUCCCCCCAAAUACUUCCAUUCCCAUCAGAGGCCAUGUGUUAAUUGGGUCAGACCAAUUCCAGUGGUCCUUUCCAGAAACUAUUAUCAGCAUGGCCUCAUUGACCCUGGGGAAUAUUCUAUCCAUUGCCAAAAAUGGAAAUGCUCAGGUCAAUGGGCCAGUGAUAUCCACGGUUAUCCAAAACUAUUCCAUAAAUGAAAUUUUCCUGGUUUUUCCCAAGACAGAGUCAAAUCUGAGCCAGCCUCACUGUGUGUUUUGGGAUUUCAGGCAUUUGCAAUGGAACAAUGCGGGCUGCCACCUAGUGAAUGAAACUCCAGACACGGUGACGUGCCAAUGUACUCACCUGACCUCCUUCUCCAUACUGAUGUCACCCUUUGUCCCCCCUGCCAUCAUCCCCUUUGUGAAAUGGAUCACUUUUGUGGGACUGGGCAUCUCCAUCGGAAGUCUCACCUUAUGCCUAAUCUUUGAAGCUCUAUUUUGGAAGCAGGUCAAGAAAAACCAAACUUCCUACACGCGCCAUAUUUGCAUGGUGAACAUAGCCUUGUGCCUCCUGAUUGCUGAUGUUUGGUUUGUCGUUGCUGCCACUGCAGACUCCACAGUAAGCUUUUCUGGAGUCUGCAUAGCUGCAGUGUUUUUUAUGCACUUUUUCUACCUCUCCUUGUUCUUUUGGAUGCUCAUGCUUGGCAUCCUGCUAGCUUAUCGGAUCCUCUUUGUGUUCCAUCACAUGGGCCUGCAUUUGAUGAUGGCUUUCGGGUUCUGCCUGGGCUAUGGGUGCCCUCUCAUCAUAUCUGUCAUCACCAUUGCCGUCACGCAACCUGGCAAUGGCUACGAAAGGAAAGACGUGUGUUGGCUUAAUUGGUCUGAUAAGAGCAAACCCCUCUUGGCCUUUGCUGUUCCUGCACUGACUAUUGUGGCUGUGAAUUUGGUUGUGGUGCUAUUAGUUCUCACAAAGCUCUGGAGGCCCACUGUUGGAGAAAGGCCGAGUCAGGACAACAAGGCCACUAUUGUCCGCAUGGGGAAGAGCCUCCUCAUCCUGACCCCUCUGCUGGGCCUCACCUGGGGCUUUGGCAUAGGAACAAUAGUGGACAACCGGAAUCUGGCUUGGCAUGUUAUUUUUGCAUUACUCAAUGCAUUCCAGGGUUUUUUCAUCUUAUGUUUUGGAAUGCUCUGGGAUAGUAAGCUGCGACAAUUGCUGUUCAACAAAUUGACUCCUUUAAGCUCUCAGAAGCAAGCAUCAAAGCAGAACUCAACAGAUGUAUCUGCCAAACCCAAAUUCCCAAAGCCUUUCAACCCACUGCAACACAAAGGCAUUUAUGCUCUUUCCCAUACUGGAGAAUCGUCAAAUGACAUCAUGCUAACCCAGUUUUUAUCAACUGAAUAAGGCUGCGAACCAUAAAAUCAAGGGAAAUUUUUGGUGCAACUUGACAUUUAGAACUAAAUGUCAGUGAAAAAAUUAGCACAAUAUUAGAUGGAAUUUUCUGAUGUGGGCAUCUGGAAUAAAAUGAGAAGGUUUCAGCA
Messenger RNA from Neofelis nebulosa (Clouded leopard), 6168 nucleotides. RefSeq names its product adhesion G protein-coupled receptor F1 (gene ADGRF1). The transcript has 16 exons. Gene Ontology annotation, biological process: cell surface receptor signaling pathway; neuron projection development; adenylate cyclase-activating G protein-coupled receptor signaling pathway. The record is from RefSeq and is a predicted model, not a curated record. NCBI's taxonomy places the organism in Eukaryota, Metazoa, Chordata, Mammalia, Carnivora, Felidae. Gene Ontology annotation, cellular component: plasma membrane. Gene Ontology annotation, molecular function: G protein-coupled receptor activity. Bases 3290 to 6031 code for a protein of 913 amino acids.